GUUAGUUUCGAAUACGUGAUCAGCAGCUGGAGCAUGGGGGCGGAACUUCCUGUUUGAGUUCAUCUCAGAAGCGAGCUGUUGUUGUCAGUUACUACAAAAUGGCUGCAGGAGCACAGUUACGGAUAACUCAGUGACGCUUUCUCAUUGGGAUCUGGUGAGACUUUAGGCUCCAAUAAUUGGACUCUUCAAGACUUUAGUCUCUCGGAUAUCAAUUGUCUGUGUUUCUUUUUUUUACAUUUCUUCUUUUGCACAUUAAAGAAAUGCAUUUGAUUUCUUUAAUGUGCAUUCACUAGAAACUCGCCUUUAAGGAGAAAAAUAAACGUGACUGUUUUAUUUUUCCUCCCUCUCCGUACGAUUUGUUUUAACAAAUAAACAGCUGAUGGGAAUUCGUUUUGUUUUUUGCACCCGUUGUUCUGGCUUGUCCCCAGGGAUUUUGAAUUUGAUCCGCUUCGCCAGCUUUGGAUACAAGUCUUCCAUUGCGAUUUCUUCUCUGCAACAACGUGAGCGAGGAUAGGAGAGAAGCGCUUCAGUGAAUAUAUGCCUGAAAUCCUGAUCUGUCAAAUUACGGGUACUUUUCAGAAAAGGAAACGCUCUUUUUAGUAUUUUUUUCUGGAGAAUCUGAAUAUUAAGCUGCCAAAACUAAGCCGGGGGUAGUUGAGAUUAAGAAACAAAAAGUGAAUACAUACAGCCGUGAACACAAGUUAGAUUUGUAAGGAACCAAGGGUGAGAAGAGAACAGCUGAGUAUGGAGCACUCUGACCCUCGCCCUGCAAAAGCAGAUGAAACAGCAGCAUGAAGAAAGCAUUGACAGCACUCAUCUUUAAAUAACAGAGAAGGAACAGCAAACGCAAGAAGAGAACCAUUUGAUGGAAGAAAAGAAAAAGAAAAAGCAAGAAGAAAAGAAAAAGAAGGAAGCGGCUCACAGAAAGGCUGCAGAACAGAAAACCAAAGUGCCAGUAUCUGCCAAGCUCAGCCCCAGCCCUCCCCACCCUGCCAAUCCCAGCGUGACUCCUCCCAUCCCCACGGUUAGCAGCAGCGGCAAUGGCAAGCGAGCUCCUCCCAGCGCCCAGCAGCAGCAGCAGCAGCCGCCGCCGGCAGCCCCGCGCUUCCCUCCCCGCGAGGUUCCCCCACGCUUCCGCCAGCAGGAGCACAAGCAGCUACUGAAGAGGGGACAGCCACUGCCAGCAGGGACUCUCGCCACCACGGGACAGCCAGGGGCCAGCUCGCCCCCUCAGACCCCCGCCAGCCCCAGCAAGCAGCACACAGAGUUGCCCCACCAGAGUGGCCUGGGUGCCCAGUAUGAGAAUCUCCACUGGGGACACCAGCCCAGCAACCGCAUCUGGGAUCAAGUGAUCAUCGACCAGAGUGACACGGAAGCGUGGCCUUCCAUUUCCUACAGCGAGAGCCACGCCCCCCCAGAAUGCACCACAGAUAUUGACUGUACUACAGAGAUAAGCAGCAGCAGCAACAUGAGCAUAGCCACGGGGGCCGGGCAGCAAAGCCACUUCUCGACCCACCACCCCAGCAGUAAAAACAGCGGCAACCACUCUGGAAACAUGGUUUCCAACCAGGGCGGAGCCAGUCGGGGCUGGGGCGCUGCUCCCACCCACUGCCCCUCUGCCAUUGGCAGCGAGGGGAAGACAGACAGCAUGCCAAUGGGAGGGAGGGGUCAGCCCUGCUGGGGGUCCUCCAACUUUAACUUGAACCUCAACCCUAACGCCAACCCGGCUGCGUGGCCAGUAUUGGGGCACGAAGGGGCUGGAAUGGGGGGUGGUGGACUAGGAGGCAACAACCCCCCUCCUCCCCCAAACCUCUGCAGUCCAGCUAGUGCCCCGCCAGCCCAGGUAGGGGGCGGGAGUAUGGGCAGCACCAAUGGGAACCCUAUAGGGGGCAGUGGCAACAGUCCAUGGGGGAGCAUACUUCCACCAGACCCAACAGAGUCACGACCCUCACCGUCCACAAAUGUGUCUUUUAGCGUCGAACCUCAGAACCUUAGCACUGAUGGACCAAAUUACACUAAACAGCAGCCCCUCAGCCCCAUCCAUGGCCUGCCAAGCUGGGGUUCUGUCCCUGUGGACAUGGUGCCUCUUGUGCAACCACAGGUCAAUGGGGAGGGGGGCUCAGUGUGGGGGAAUGGAGACGCCAAGCCAACAGCUUCCAAGGAUUCAGCUUGGGAUUCUGGGCCUCCCAGUGACCCUGGAAUUCUGACGCCUUGGGGCCGAGGCGGCAGUAAUGCAGGGGCCUGGGGCCGAUCGGCCUGCAGUGGAGGUGGAGACUGGGGCAAGCAUUCCAGCGAGGCCAAAGGGUGGGAGACAUCAGACUCCCCCCCACAGGAGCAGACCGUUUCCUGGUCCAACGCCCCCGCCAGCGAAGGAAGCAACGACAGCCUUGAAGGGAGAUCCUGCAGGAUGGAGAGACCUCAUGGGGAGCUCGAUGCUCCCCCUUCUCUGCCUAGACAAGACCUGGACCCACGGGUGCUGUCCAACACCGGCUGGGGCCAGACCCCUGUCAGGCAGCACACAGCCUGGGAGCUGGAGGAGCUGGCACGGUCUGAUCGCAAGAACGACACGGGGGCCGACUCCUGGAGCACAGGGUCAUCUUCAUCAUCCUCGUCCGGCCCCCCGCCAGCGCCUGCAACCGCCAGUGCGAACCCUGCUGCUGCUCACAUGUCUAACUCAGGUGGGAAGGGUGAAGGGUCCAGUUCCAAUACCUCGGCAUCUCCGGGCUGGGGAAACCCUGCCCCGGUGAUACCCACACCAGCCUCCAGCCAGCCCAGCUCCAGCUGGGGUGAGGCCGUCAGCAAGGAAGCACACAGCGGGCCUGGCGAGUGUGCCGGCAGCUCCAACUCUACUGCCCCCAAAGGUGGGAUGUCCUGGGGUCAGGAGGAGAAGUCUCCCAGCUGGGAUGACCCACCUGCCAAACCCGAACCUCAGAGCUGGGGCGAGGGACCCAAGCCUGGACAUGGCUGGGGUACAGGGGCGAGUGGGGGGGGGGAUUGGGGGGAGCCCAGGGAGGAGAAGAAGAACGGUGUGACUGCAGCCUCUUGGGAAGAGAACCCCCGGAAUGCUGGCUGGGGAAAGCAAGGAGCAGGAGUCAGGGGAGGUUGGAUGGAAGCACAGAGGCCCAAUGCUCCGGUGCAAGGAUGGGGAGGCAAGCCCCAAGACAAUAGUAAUAGCAGCGGCAGCGUAGGGUCCUGGGGGGGAGCAGGCACAGUGAAACAGUGCGGAACGGGCUGGGGGGGAGGGGGUAGGGGUGGGAGCAAGCAAGAGCAAGGGGGUGAACCUACGGGUUGGGAAGAGCCCUCCCCUCCCUCCAUGCGCCGCAAGAUGGAGAUCGACGAUGGUACCUCAGCUUGGGGAGACCCGAGCACCUACAAGAAGACUGUCAACUUGUGGGACAAAAACAACCCUGUUAUUCAGAGCAGCCCUGGCAGCGCUGCUGCCAGCAACAACCACGGCAGCGCUGCUGCCGGCAACAACCACGGCAGCGCUGCUGCCAGCAACAACCACGGCAGCGCUGCUGCCAGCAACAGCACCCACCACCGUCACCACCACAGCCACGCCCAGAGCCAUGCCCAGAGCCAUGCCCAGAACCACAGCCACGCCCAGGGUCACACCCAGAGCCACAACCAGACCAACACCCAGAGCCACAGCCACGCACCCAGCAACACAAAUAACAACCCACCAGAGCAAACCACACCUCAUCAACAAAGUGCCCCCCAGAACAGAUCUGUACUCGCUGGGCCAGGAUGGGGAGACUUGCCCAGCGCUCGGCCGAAACCUGAGCCCUCGUGGGGGGAGCCCAUCUCCACGGCAACAGCGGUGGAUAACGGGACCUCGGCCUGGGGGAAGCCCCCUGGCAGCUGUGGGGGGUGGGGGGACAACCCCUCCGAUCCGUCAGGGCCCUACGGCAGGGUGAACCCCCCCUCAGGACCGGCCCCCUGCAAGCCAGCCUCCAAAUCUAUGCAAGAUGGUUGGGGAGGCAGUCCGGACGAGCUGGGCGGGUGGGAUCGGGAGGAGGGGGAUGUGUGGAACAGCGCUGCUUCCCAGGAGAACAACUUGCCCUGCAGCUCCUGGGGGAACCUGCCCAAGAAGGGACCGCAAAAGGUCAUCAAGGUCCCCAGCAAGCAGGACGAGGCCUGGAUCCUGAGCCGGCUGAUCAAACAGCUCACAGACAUUGGCUUCCCGCGGGAGCCGGCUGAGGAAGCCCUGAAGAGCAACAGCAUGAACCUGGACCAGGCGAUGAGCGCCCUGCUGGAAAAGAAGAGCGAGCUGGACAGGCGGGGGAUGGGAAUGUGCGACUACAACGGCCUGCUGUCCAAACCGCUGGGCUGCCGGCCCCCCGCAAUCUCCAAAGAGUCUUCCUCAGACCGCUCCCCUUUCCUCGAUAAGGACGGCGGCCUAGUGGAAGACGCCCCAGCCUCACCAUUUUUGCCUUCUCCGAGCCUGAAGCUCCCACUCUCCAGCAGUGCCCUGCCCAGCCAGGCCCUGGGCGGGGUCCCCUUGGGGCUGGCCAUGCAAAACAUGAACAACAGACAGAUGCAGAGCAGCAUGUUUGGCAAUAGCGGAGCAGCACAAUUCAGGGCCAUGCAGCAGCAGCAGCAGCAGCAGCAGCAGCCAGCAGUGCCGCCUCUCAACUCCUCCCAGCCUAGUGUUCGCGCUCAAGUGCCUCAGUUUCUCUCCCCUCAGGUUCAAGCACAGCUCUUGCAGUUUGCAGCAAAAAACAUUGGUCUGAACCCUGCACUUUUAACCUCACCAAUGAACCCUCAGCACAUGACCCUGUUGAACCAGCUCUACCAACUGCAGCUGUCGUACCAGCGUUUACAAAUCCAGCAGCAGAUGUUGCAGGCUCAGCGCAGUGUUUCCGGUCCCAUGAGACAGCAAGAGCAGCAGGUCGCACGUACAAUCAAUAACAUGCAGCAGCAAAUCCAACAGCACCAGCGACAGCUGGCCCAGGCCCUUCUCAUGAAGCAGCAGCCUCCACCUCAUCCCAGCAUGCACCCUGGCACAGGAAAAUCAGCCCUGGAUAGCUUUCCACCCCACCUCCAGGCUCCGGGCCUACCUGACCUGCAGACCAAAGAGCAGCAGUGUUCUCCGAACUCCUUCCCCCCUCACCCACUCUCUGGACUGAAUCCAAACAUGAAUGUAAACAGCAUGGACGUGGGUAGCGGUCUGUCCAUGAAGGACUCCUCUCAGUCUCAGUCCCGUCUCCCGCAGUGGACACACCCCAAUUCCAUGGAGAACCUCUCUGGCACCUCCACUCCUCUGGAGCAGAACCUCAGCAAGCACGGUGCUAUCCCUGCAGGUCACAGCAUCAGCCCCCCAGGGAAGUCCCCCAUGGAUGACUCCUACAGCCCCUACAAUCUAAUCCCCAGCAGCGAGUCUCCGGCCAGUCCACUAGUAGCCCCAGACAACUGGACACAGGCCAAAUCCGCUAAUGACAAAAUCUGCAACGGCACCAACAUCAGCUGGCCACCAGAGUUCUGUCCUGGCGUGCCCUGGAAAGGACUGCAGAAUAUCGACCCUGAAACUGACCCCAAUGUGACCCCAGGAAGUGUUCCCAGCGGCCCCACCAUCAACACCAAUAUCCAGGAUGUAAACCGUUACCUGCUCAGGGACAGGAGUGGAGGCUCAUCCCCCACAUCAUCUCAGAAUACCACGCUGCCUUCACAGAGUGUCUGGCCUGUCAGUGCCUACACUAGCUCUUUCAGUAUGUGUGAGUCUGCAACCAACACUGCAGGUAAACUAUCAGAUAUGAAGUCGACCUGGUCCCCUGGCCCCAUCUCUCACCCCCAGGCCUCCCUGUCCCAUGAGCUCUGGAAGGUGCCUCAAGGCCCCCGAAACCCUUCUGCUCCCACGCGGCCCCCCCCAGGGCUCACCAACACCAAGCCAUCAUCCACCUGGGGGGGCAACUCACUGGGCUUGACGCCAGGCUGGAGCAGCUCCUACACCUCCGGGACCACGUGGAGCACUGACAGCUCGGCAAGAACGAGCAGCUGGCUGGUUCUGCGCAACCUCACCCCCCAGAUUGACGGCUCGACUCUGCGGACGCUAUGCAUGCAGCACGGCCCUCUCCUUACAUUCCAUCUGAACCUGACCCAAGGGAACGCCGUCGUCCGCUAUAGCUCCAAGGAGGAGGCAGCCAAAGCACAGAAAUCCUUGCACAUGUGCGUUCUGGGUAACACUACCAUCCUGGCAGAGUUCGCCGGGGAGGAGGACGUGAACCGCUUCUUUGCACAGGGUCAAUCUCUGACCCCCACCACCAGCUGGCAGGCCCAUCCGGGCACCAAUCAGACGCGUUUGGGAGGGGCAGGGCACUGGAAUAGCGGCGGAGGGAAGGGGGGCAGCGAGCUGCUGUGGGGAGGGGUCCCCCAGUAUUCCAGUCUCUGGGGACCCCCUGGAGGAGAGGACUCCAGGGGGAUCGGGAGCCCCACCCCCAUCAACACACUGCUUCCGGGAGACUUGCUGAGUGGAGAGACCAUGUAGGGAUGGAAAGCUAGCCAAGCAAAUCACAUGGAGAUAAUCCGUAGAUGAGAAAGGAACCAUUGCUCUGACUCGCCAAUGGAAACAGAAACGGAAUGUGGCGGGCUGGAGGCUGCUGACUUCCUUUUUUCAUUUUAUAAGUAUUCAAAACAGUUUUCAAGAUUAGUGGAAAAAAUACAUAAAAAGAAAACAUUUGAAUGACGUGUUUCUACUAAUUCUGACAUUCAGUAGGAAUUGUGUUUUCAGGAGAACUGAUAAAACAAGCUGCCAUUUUGACCUUUCCCUCUAGCCCCUCCCCCAUCAUGACCCCACCCCUUCAAGCCCCUCCCCUCAAUACUACAUCAUUCCGAGCACGCCCAGUAGGAAUGGUUCACGUACUCUCUUCAGCACUAUUAGCCUUAACUGCUCUCCAGCCCGGUUGUUUGUUUGUUUUUUAAUUUUGAAGAAAAUCAUUGAUUCAGUUGUACAGUCCCAUUCUGAGCCAGCACAUGCAACAGAGAACAAGUUUUAACAAUAAUGAUGCUAUGAUUUCUGUUACACCGCGACUCGAGGGUUUGCACUGCUGUUUAAUACUUAAUAAUAUCUAUAUACCGAUCGCAAAAUAAGCUGCAAGAAAUGUAAUCAAAAACGGUGUCUUAUGUGUAUGGAUGUGAUGUGUGUGAAUGCAUAUGUACCCCUGUCUACUCAUUUAUGGGAAAACACCUCUGAAAGCACUGCAAUGGUGUGUCAGCCUUGUUCUCUCAACACUGUCACGUGACCUUCGUCUUCAGGAGAGGUGCAGCAGCAGCAGCAGCUUCAUUUCCAGACACUUUCCUGGGCAGACGCUGCUUUCUGUGCUGCCAUCACCGGACACAGGGUUUUUAAGACACCGGUGGACUGCGAGGCAUGAGCAGCAGCUGCCCGUCCUCUCCCCCUCCAUGACUGCAGUCCUGGUCUCAUGACCACCAGCUGCCCUUCCUCUCCCCCUUCCUGACUGCUUUCAGUGUGAAACCUUCGAUAUGGACUGGCUGCUUUGUGUACAGCGGAUAGGGGAGGUGUGGGAACAGCAACCCACCAUCAAACCAAAUCGGGGGUGUUUCUUAUAAAGGUGUAGGCAAGCGUGCGUAUAUAUUGGUUAUGUACAAAUGUGUAAAUUGAGACUUUUUUUCAACCUUUUCGGUUGAUUAUAGCACUUACAAGAGCAAGACACUCCUACUCUACGAUGCCAGUGACUCUGAAAACAAGCAGUGCUGUAAACCCUGAAGGAGAAGAACAACUCCAGCGGAUCAAGCUGCUGAACAGAACGACUCCAGCGGAUCAAGCUGCUGAACAGAACGACUCCAGCGGAUCAAGCUGCUGAACAGAACGACUCCAGCGGAUCAAGCUGCUGGUUCCUCUGUGUUUUCUGUGCACUCUAUUGGUUUGAAACUACUUGUAGAUGAUUAUUGCAGAAUAUGUUUUUAAAAUAUCAAAGUAAAUACCACUGUUACAUCAAAGAUUGGACUCCUUCAAGAUGCUACACUUGUAGCGUUACACAGAAGAUCAAGUCCCUGUAACUCUACCUUGUACUGUAACAUCUGGUCAUCGGGUGCCUGUCUGCUGUGAAGCCUCUCUGAAAAUUCACUUUGAUUAGCGGUACUCCCGCUCAAAGCACAUGUGCAUUUGGCUGCCAUUCUGUGUAGUGAAGCUGAUCUGGGUUCAGCGAGGCUGCCAGUCCCAGCUCAAGAUCAGUAAAGCACAUGUGCAUUUGGCUGCCAUUCUGUGUAGUGAGGCUGAUCUGGGUUCAGCGAGGCUGACAGUCCCAGCUCAAGAUCAGUAAAGCACAUGUGCAUUUGGCUGCCAUUCUGUGUAGUGAAGCUGAUCUGGGUUCAGCGAGGCUGACAGUCCCAGCUCAAGAUCAGUAAAGUUUCCAUUGCUCACUUCACUUCACCGAUCAGUUAUAACAGGCUCCAGUGUUUUAUAGAUGAGUUCAGUGUAUUCAAUGAUAGCAGCACAUUGGCUUCUCACUACAGUACUAUCUCUGAGUUUUCCUAAUCAGGGUGUUUAGCAGUGUGCUGUACCUGCUCAGUCUCAUGGGACUAUCGUGUUAAGCAUGACCUAGUUUUGGAGUGAGAUAUUAGAGAAACUCCUGGUUCCAGUGAGGCAGGGCAUUCAGGAAUCCCAGGGCUCUGAUUGGUGGGCCAAACUGCCUUACAGAACUGCACCUCCAGUGAAGAUUACUAGGCUCGAUAUCCAGACAAGCAAAGUGGUCUUCACUGGUUAUCAGCACUGCAGCCUCUUGGACAGUGGGUGGCUAAAGCAGGGCCAGUCCUCUUUCAGAAAAGAAACAAAGGCUGACCUUUAUAUAUCUAGCUGGUGCUUUUACAACGUUUUGAAAACCAUUGAGGGUUUGGCCCAAGACAGACGCGUUGUGGACAGCGCCACCCCCCUGUGAUCAUGUGCCAAUACGAGCUGGUUGUUACUUUUGCUUUGAGGAGACACUGUUACUCGUGGACACUGGACACUGUCCUAGCAAGGGUUUAACAAUCCUCCCCAAAGUGCUUGCGCAUACUCAUCUCUUAUGUGAAAGUGGUAAAGCUGGGGUAGAAACUUGAAAAAAAAAAACUGUUGUUAACUAAUGUGGUAUUAGAUAGGUGGGGUCCGCACCAUCAUUUACUUUAGAAAGAGAUCCCAGGGGCCAGGUACAAAGUCCAUUUCCAAGUGCUUGACAAGCAGUGGUAAAUACAGCUUCCUGUUUUCAUGCUCAUCUAGUUAAAUGAUCUUUGCACAAAUACACUUGGAGCCACGCUGCAGGCGAGUGGAGGCAGGAAGGAGCAUCCAUUCCAUUCCAGUGCCUGGAGGCAGUGAGGCCCAUUAAUUAGAGUCAAGCAGGCAGGAUGUUUAAUUGGUUAAUGGCAAGGUUGUUAAAACAAAGCUAGAGUGAUAGCUGGGAACUAUUCAUAGCAAGGGGAAGGAGUGAUCAGAGUUGUGAAGAUGACUUUAUGUAACACAAUUUUUGUUCCUGGGUAGUAAGUGUUAUUUCCUAAUUGCUUAUGCCUCAAAAGUAUAGAAAAUGGCUUUUAUUCCCCACAAACUUUGCUUUUGUGACCAGGACAGUGAUGUUUUGAAAUUUACCUAUUUCCAAUGAGGAAAUGGGCGAAUUUGUGUCUUUUCGUUCACAUAAAGUCAGAAAAAAACAACAUAUGAAUCCAAAUUAACAUGUAUUUAUACUAAAGUAAUACAAAAAUGACUACAAAAGAUUUAGAAACGAGUAGUCUUUUUGGUUGGGGUAGUAUGGGUUUCUCUCCUCAGCUCCACCUCUGAAAUUGUCAUCUGGAUCUACAACGUCUUCCUCGCUCUCUGACUUGCUGCUCUCUCUCCGGAGGAGUGGGUACGGGGAGCUCAUGGCAGUGUGGCACCGGGGCGAUGGAUGAAGGAAAGUCCGGAUACGUGAUAGCAGGUGUAUUCUUGCCAGUUCGAUGUUUGGAAGGCUCCACCAUGCAGAAGUAGCAGUUGCUUGAGUGGUCAGUGGGUUCCCACCAAAUUCUUGGGAUAGUGAACUUCAUGGCUCUCUUUUCCCCUCUGUACCAUCCUACAAAAAUACAUUUAUUUCACCCAUGACUAAUGUGUAAGAGAUUCUCGCAACAUUUUUCAUAUAUGAUAUAUUUUUUCAAUAACAUUGAAAAUUGUAAAACAUUUUAAAAUUAAAAACUUUUACAAUUUUAAAAAUUUUAACAAAUUUUAUAACAUAUAAUUCCGAGCAACAAUUGUCCAUCUUACCGUUUUUUUGCAGUGCUCGCAGGUGAAAUGAGGUGCCCAGGGUUUGUCUUGAUCCCCGACAGGCAUGCCGAAAUAUGUCUUGUAGGCCUCACACAUCUUAGCAGAUGCUUCCACGGAGUACUUUUUCGCUCUUGUCUUGAUAAAUUGGCCGCAGACAUAGCAAAAUGCGUCUGCUGGAUGCUUGCAGCCUCUUGAUGCCAUCUCAGAAAAAUGCAGAUAUGAAUCCACUUAGGCAGCUGGAACUAAACUAAACUGGUGGGCUUAAGGCCCCUGUAUUUAUACUACUAUUUAUAUUACUGGAAAGUUCUAGAAGUUACUCCAAGUUUACUCAGCACUGAAUCUAUCUGGAAUGUUCUGGAAAAUAGGUAAAUUUCAAAAUAUCACUGUCCUGGUCACAAAAGCAAAGUUUGUGGGGAAUAUCAAUUUUCUAUACUUUUGAGGCAUAAGCAAUUAGGAAAUAACACUUACUACCCAGGAACCAAAAAAAUAAUUUGUUACACGGUGUAACCUUCUCAUUCUCUACAAUAAGAAGAACGCACUGUUGUAGGCGGGCUAGCCGAGUACAUAUUUUUUUAUACCAAAAAGAUUGUUUUCAUUUUAGUGUUUGGGCUCUGCCAUUGCUGGAAGGGGGUCCUAAGCCUGUCCUUCCCUAAGCAGUGUCAGUGCGCCCGCAUGAGCCAGCAUGCAGAGUCCGAGAUGCCCUUGGGAACUGUAUUAACUAUAUUAUUCUGUCCCUAGGGUAACGCAGCACUUACCUCAACUGCAGUGUUCUGCAAGUUGCAUUUAGAAAUGUCUUUUUUAAAAACGCUGUACUCCCUGCCCUGCCCAGGACUUCUCCAAGCGUCAGGCUUUUGAAGCUUUCCUUGAUGUAAUGGCUGCACCAGCAAUGAUAACCUGUCACGGUCACAUCCAUUAAUGAUUGCAGUUCUGAAAGAUAUGUUGAGUGCAUGACCCCCAGACAUUAAGAACUUCAUCUUUCUUUUUAAGGGCCUGGGUUGAAUAUGCAUGUGCUGAUUAUUAUUAUUAUUAUUAUAUUAGUACUAGUAGUAGUAGUAGUAUCAUCAUAUAACUCCACCUUUCUUUUCCCCCAAAAAAGUAAAAAAAAUCAUAAACAUAUCAAAACAGAAAUAUACAAAUACUUGAAUCAAAAAUGAAAUGCCAAUAAUGUAAUGUGAACACUGUUUAUGUAAUGAUUUUGUCACUCAUACACUUCCGAGUUUGACACGCCAGUUCAAAGUGAAAAAAAAACAAAAGGCAAAAAGAUGAAACUGUUGUAGUGAGGGUUUGCACAGAAGCAGGUGUGAGAGAGAGAGAGAGAGAGAGAGAGAGAGCCUGUGGUAAGAAACCAGUAUGAAUGUGCCAGGGUGGGUGAAUGUGUUUGUGUUCUUAUUCAGUAUAUGCUUUUAUUUGCUUGUCUGUAAAGAAACGCAGUGAUGGAUAUUGUUAUUCUUGUCAUUAGCACUGCGUGUCUGCGAUCGUUAAGUACAGAGGGGACUCGAUGACACUUCAUGUGGAAAUGUUUACUCAAGGACUUAACCAAUCUGUAACAUGUUUAUCUACCUUGUAGUGGCUUUUAUUGUGGAAUAAUCCAGAUGUUUAUUAAUAUUAUUAUUAUUAUUAUUAUUAUAUUAUUAUUAUUAUUAUUAUUAUAGAACAGGAUUAGAAUAAGAGUAUUGCACCAUUUUAUUUCUUUUUCCAGUUUAUAGAAAAAAGACAAAAAUUAUUAUUACAAAAAAAAAAGGAUUUUUGAAGAACUGUGGCCAUAGCAUGUCGUUAGAGAAGGAGGAAGGCUCUCUGUGUUGGACAACAGAGGGAGGCAGGAGGCAGGAGGCAGGAGGCAGGACUCGGGUUCCAGAAUGAGACUCAUUUCAGAGGUGCCUACUUUUUUUUUUUUUUUUUUUUUUUUUUUUGGAAGGCCACCUACCGUUUACAAACAUUUAUUUUUUCUGAACUUCACAGAAAAGGAAUUUAUUACAGGAGCGUUUGGAAAACAAAAAGGAAAGAUACUCUUCCAAUAAAAUGAAAAAUGAACUUGUUUUCAGAAUGAAGAUUCUGCUACUUUCAGAACUCUGGGAUUGAACAGUGUUGUUGUGUACUAGUUCACUUUGAUUUGAUUUGAUUGUGUUGUUGUUGUAUGGAUGUUGUUGAUGUUAUUGAUUUACGGACUAUCAAGCCUGUAUCUUUUAAUUGUUAUGUUAUUUUCCUUUGUAAAAGAAAACGUAACUUGCUCACUAUCUUGCACACAAAUAAAACGUGGACGAUGUCUCAGGAAGGCUAGGGUUCCAGAGUACCAACUCCACGCCAUUUUAAUGUACAUUUUUAUGAAAAAAAAGAACAUAAUAAAAAAAACAACUCCAAGCA
Acipenser ruthenus (sterlet) is the source of this 12580-nucleotide messenger RNA. Its product is annotated as trinucleotide repeat-containing gene 6C protein. Gene Ontology annotation, biological process: miRNA-mediated post-transcriptional gene silencing; positive regulation of nuclear-transcribed mRNA poly(A) tail shortening. Gene Ontology annotation, cellular component: P-body; nucleoplasm. Gene Ontology annotation, molecular function: RNA binding; protein binding. The transcript has 24 exons. NCBI's taxonomy places the organism in Eukaryota, Metazoa, Chordata, Actinopteri, Acipenseriformes, Acipenseridae. The coding region runs from base 866 to 6484 and encodes 1872 amino acids. The record is from RefSeq and is a predicted model, not a curated record.